Molecule: messenger RNA, 983 nt
Organism: Physcomitrium patens
Lineage: Eukaryota; Viridiplantae; Streptophyta; Bryopsida; Funariales; Funariaceae
Product: partner of Y14 and mago
Biological process (GO): exon-exon junction complex disassembly
Cellular component (GO): exon-exon junction complex; cytoplasm
Molecular function (GO): RNA binding
Source: RefSeq, a predicted model, not a curated record
GUUUUUUCUUCUUCUUCUUCUUCUUCUUCUUCUGGUUUGUGUGUGUGUUUGUGCCUGCCGCGCUUGGAUGCUCGGGGACGAGGUCUUGAGGAAGCGAUGCCUGGCAGCAUGAUCUGAAGGUGAGUCUGCUCUCGUGUGGGUGUGUGUCGCUUGCUCUGCAUCGCACCCAGCCAUGGCCGACAAGGACGUUGCCACCGACAGAGUCAUUGCUCCCACGCGGCGCCCUGAUGGUAGUCUGCGCAAGGAGAUUCGCAUCCGCGCGGGCUACACUCCCCAGGAUGAAGUCGCCAUUUACCAGCCCAAGGGUGCUCAGCUUAGAAAGGGACUUGACGUCCCCCCUGGCUAUGAUCCCACUUCUGUAGCAAAGCCAAAGACGAAGGCGGCUAAGAAGAAUGAGAAGAGGAAAGAGAAGAAGCAACAGACUGUGAAUGCACCAUCUAGUCAAGAGUCUCCUGCUAGUGAUGGCGUCAGCAAUAUCUCCGAUCAUCUCAGUACGUUGAAGGUUUCCACAACCGGUGAAGGGCAGCAACUUAAUCCAUCUGAACAAGCUGAUUCUGCAAAUGUAACGUUGGAUAAGCGGAUCCGAGCUUUGAAAAAGAAGAUUCGAUUGAUGGAGCUUAAAGAAACUUCCUCACCAGGUACUUCAUUGAGUUCUGAGCAAACCGAAAAAUUAGAAGCCUGGCGUCUAGAGUUGCAAGGUCUCGAAGCUUCACUUGCUUCCGAAUAGAGAGCACUAGGCUCGUGAGUGGGAGUAAUAUAGAUGCAGUUGUAAAUAGGUCAAAGUUUGGCUGCCGAUUUCUAGAGUCAGAAGAGGCUCUUCAAAGGUUUACUGUCGGUCUUAGCAGACAAAAUCUGAUACUUUAUCUGGGGUAUGUUGUAUUGGUUUGAAGCUCAUAUUCUUGCAGAAAGAAUUUUUUUGAUGCAACUGCGUUAGUGAAGGUGCCGCUGCAGGUUUGUUCUGAAUGUUGGCUACACGGGCUUCA